AUGAUGUUCUACUGUCUCCUCAUGCUGUUGCCAGUUUAUUGCGGCGCUUGUGAUAAAAAACCUCCUUUAUGGAAGAAGCAUUUCGAGAAAGAAAUCCGGAUAUACUGUCAACAUAAAACAGGCUUGGCACCAAAAAUGAAGUUCAAAGGUUCUUUGAUACACACACUUCAAAGAUUUGUAUCAUAUGGGCCAGGAAAGGUUGAUUCAAGUGUAACUCGCAUAUUCAAAAUACCAAACAAGGAUGACUGCCGGAAUAUGAACAAAAUAGUGAUUUCAAUGAUCAAGCACAUCGUCACUAAGAAUAACAAAAUCCCAAAAAGAACUUGUAAGGAACCCCUUCCCCGCGCCAUGUGUUGUAUCGCAUCAUACUCGCCAUAUGUUAUCGCAUAA
Messenger RNA from Cylicocyclus nassatus, 390 nucleotides. The record is from the annotation of a GenBank genome assembly. NCBI's taxonomy places the organism in Eukaryota, Metazoa, Nematoda, Chromadorea, Rhabditida, Strongylidae.